Molecule: messenger RNA, 1229 nt
Organism: Spirometra erinaceieuropaei
Lineage: Eukaryota; Metazoa; Platyhelminthes; Cestoda; Diphyllobothriidea; Diphyllobothriidae
Source: the annotation of a GenBank genome assembly
AUGAUUGCAGCAGCGGAAUCAAUCCUUAAUCAGACGGAGGCAACGGAGGAGACCAAGAGCCUAAUCCGACACCAAGUGUCGUCUCUCCUAAUGGCCCACAGGCAGCGGGAAGUGCUUUCCAAGGUCGAACGUGAUGCGCUUAGAGAACUCAAGCUCGACAAAGACUUGGUAAACGUGCCAGCGGACAAGGGGCGUUCCACGGUUGCGCUGGACAGGACAGACUACCUUCAAAAAGCCAAAGGUUUACUGGAGAACCUACAGUUCUAUGUCCCAUGUGCAACGAACUCUUUAAAGUCGCUGACACGCGAAAUUAAUGCUACGUUGUUGGCCUUGGAGAACUCAGGUGCAAUAACACCGACCGACAGACGCAUGGCGAGACCCCAAGAUACGGCUUUGGCCAAAGUCUAUGGUUGCCCUAAGGUGCUCAGAGGCGGCGCUGCUCUUCGACUCCUCAUGUCGCUCAAAGGUACUCCAACGUACGACUGGCUAAGUGGCUGUUCCGGCGUCUCAAGUCCCUGACCGCUGAGUCAGACACGAAGGUCUUUUCGUCAGCAGAAUUCCUGGAGAAACUCAAAGGGGUAAGGCUCCAUCCAAAUCAGGUCAUGGUAUCUUUUGAUGAUACAUCCAUUUUUAAUUCUAUUCCCCAGGACAUGGUGAUCGAGACAAUCGAGCUGCUUCUACAAAGCAAAUACGAUGAAACGGAGAAUCGUCUUGGACGCGCCCAAGUCCUUCAGCUCCUGAAGUUCUGUCACAGGACGUACUUCACGUUCAACGGGACAAUCUACGAACAGAUGAACAGCACACCAAUGGGUUCGCCGAUUUCGGGAUUCAUCGCCGAGGCGAUCCUGCAACGGUUAGAGUCGCUGGUCUUUCAACACCCCAAACCGAAGUUCUGGGCCUGGUAUGUGGAUGAUACCUUCGUCGUCAUCGAACGGGAUCAGGUGUUGACAUUCCAAGAACAUCUUAACGCCGUCUUCCCGGACAUUCAAUUUACCAUGGAGGAGGAAGAGAAAAACCAGCUGGCCUUCCUGGAUGUCCUCGUAUGCCGCAAGGAUUGUGGUGGACUGGACACCAAAGUAACCAGGAAAGCGACAAAUACGAUGCAAUUACCGAACUUCAACAACAACAACCACCCGAUCAGCCACAAACGCAGUUGUGUAAGGACGCUCUAUCGGCGUGUCGAAACGCACUGCAGUGAGCCGGAAGACAAGAUUGCCGAACUGCAAUAA